AUGUCGGAAACUGGAACCGCAACGGCUCGUGCCAGCACCAGCUCGCGGGCUGCCUCUCCUUCUCGUUCUGGCGCCUCACCAAACAAGUCCCAGGCAAGCGCAUCAAAGCUGGAACAGGGAGACAACAAAGAGGGGCACAACAGUCAUGACUCGCCUCAGAACAAGGAUGCUGCCCAAGAGAAGCGCGAUCCCAACCUCGUCACGUGGACAGACGACGAUCCCGAUAACCCUCUCAACUGGACCUAUCCUCGCAAGGUCAUGCUGCUGUUCGUAGUGACGGCGUGCGCUUUCUGCGUCACCAACACCUCUUCCAUCAUCAGCAAUGCCUAUCAGGGCAUCCAGGACGAGUUCCACGUUUCGCGCGUCGUCGCCAUUCUCGGUCUCUCCCUUUUUGUCAUUGGUCUCGGCAUCGGACCCAUGCUGCUCGGACCUCUUUCCGAGUUCUACGGACGACGUCCCGUCUACAUCGUCUCCUACACAGCAUUCACCCUGCUCGGCCUGCCCGUCUCGUUCGCCAACAACCUGGCCGUCUUCCUCAUCUUCCGCUUUCUUACCGGUUUUUGCGGAUCUGCCUUCCUUAGCGUGGCAGGAGGGUCCGUCUCGGACAUCUUCCUGGCGAGCGACAUCUUUGUACCCAUGUCCAUCUACACCAACGGUCCCUUCCUUGGUCCCGUCUUUGGUCCUCUGCUGAGUGGCUUCAUCAACCAGCACACAAACUGGAGGUGGACCUUUUGGACCAUCAACAUCUGGUCUUCUGUCAUGCUCGCCAUCCUCUUCUUCUUUGGUCCUGAAACCUACGCGCCCGCCCUGCUCACCUCCCGAGCCAAGCGGCUGCGCAAGGAAACCGGCAACCAAGAGCUGUAUGCGGAACACGAGCAUGUCAUUGCGGGCAAGUCGCUCGUCAAGACCAUUGUCACCUCGACCACUCGACCUUUCGAGCUGCUCGUCAAAGAAGUCAUGCUUCUGUUGCUGUGUCUCUGGUCAGCAUUGUUGCUCGGCAUCCUUUACCUCUUCUUCGUCGCUUUUCCGAUUGUAUUCGAGAGGCACGGCUUCAACCUGCAAGAGGUCGGUUUGUCGUUCCUCGGCAUUGGCAUCGGCAUGAUCAUCGCCGUCCUCUGCAUGCCCUUUUGGGCACGGCAUUAUACACGACUCGUCGAGACGAAAGGCAACGGCGUCGCUGAACCCGAGUUCAGGCUACCCGUUGCGAUGGUGGGAGCCAUCUGCCUCCCCAUCGGCAUGUUCUGGUUCGCCUUCACCACCUACCCGUCCAUCCACUGGAUCGUGCCCAUCCUCGGCACCGUCGUCUUUGGCUUCGGCAUCAGCAACAUCUUCACUUCCGUGUUCACCUACACAACGCAUGCCUAUCGACCCGUCGCAGCAAGCGCCAUGGCCGCCAAUUCGUUCUGCAGAAGCUCGUGGGCGGCGGCAUUUCCUUUGUUCGCAAAACAGAUGUACGACGGCAUGACACCAGCGGGAGCAUCGGCGUUCUUGGCAGGGCUCAACGUGCUCAUGAUCCCAGUACCAUUCGUGUUCUACAAGUACGGAAAGAAGAUCCGAGCCAACAGCCAGUUCACCCACGUAUGA
Kalmanozyma brasiliensis GHG001 is the source of this 1584-nucleotide messenger RNA. RefSeq names its product Major facilitator superfamily. Lineage: Eukaryota; Fungi; Basidiomycota; Ustilaginomycetes; Ustilaginales. Gene Ontology annotation, molecular function: transmembrane transporter activity. The record is from RefSeq and is a predicted model, not a curated record. Gene Ontology annotation, biological process: transmembrane transport. Gene Ontology annotation, cellular component: membrane. The transcript has a single exon. Bases 1 to 1584 code for a protein of 527 amino acids.